UCAAUCAUAUUUCACGUUUUAUUGCAUGGUGGUUACGAUAUCGGAGAAGCUACGACGAGCAGGUGAAUCAAUAAACGAGUCAAGGAAUGCGUUUUGACAAUUGUAUUGCUUUCACAUUCUUAGAGUUUAUAAUUCCUAUGUAAAGUUAGUAGUGGAUUCAUUAUAAGUUUCUUUAUAUUAUGACCGUCCAAGUAUCGGACAUUCACAUUUUGAAUAUAUCAAGUUCAGAUUAUUUGAGCCGAAAACAUCGUGUGCAACAUAUAGUAUUAUGCUAAUAGGAAUGAUUCAUUAGGGAUUUAUUUAUCGGUAUUAUCUUCAUUGGGGGAAGGCAAUGUAAAGCAAUCGCUGGAUGGAUCAUAAGGUGUUCUAAUGUCAAUGAUCUAGUAGAUUGACAUGAAUGAGAAGACAUAAUGGCUCCUUCAGUGGGUGACACAGUAACUUCUCUUUUGCUUUCAUUUCUAUUACACAUUGUGUUCAAUGGAUUCAUCGGUACAUGUUUGACAUUACAUACAACAUUUACGGGGGAUAAUAUAAUAUAUUAUAUCGGAUGUGUUGAAUUCUUCCUUGGCUCCAUAAUGUAUAUAACUAAUGCAGUGAUGUCAAAACCCAAAGAGCCUAAAGUGAACAAUACUUGCGACCUCAUUGCUAAAUGAUCGCCCUCGCAUAAAUGAUUAAGACGUAUGUUGUCACCACCUGGAAAAAUUGCAUACAAUCCAAUGGACUCUGAAAUAUUUGGAUUAGUUGGUUAUGAUAUACGUUUUUGCGAAUCAUGGUCUGUCAUGCGUUGUCUUCAAGCAAGACUUGCAUGUUGUAUAUUCUUCUACCGUUCCACCAUUGCCUAAAGUAGCACGA
This is a messenger RNA of Babesia bovis T2Bo, 852 nucleotides long. RefSeq names its product putative integral membrane protein. The coding region runs from base 411 to 653 and encodes 80 amino acids. The record is from RefSeq and is a predicted model, not a curated record. Lineage: Eukaryota; Apicomplexa; Aconoidasida; Piroplasmida; Babesiidae. The transcript has a single exon.